Molecule: messenger RNA, 7106 nt
Organism: Bactrocera dorsalis (oriental fruit fly)
Lineage: Eukaryota; Metazoa; Arthropoda; Insecta; Diptera; Tephritidae
Gene: fmt
Product: serine/threonine-protein phosphatase 6 regulatory subunit 3-A
Exons: 14
Coding region: 442-3696 (1084 amino acids)
Cellular component (GO): nucleus; cytosol
Molecular function (GO): protein phosphatase binding; protein phosphatase regulator activity
Source: RefSeq, a predicted model, not a curated record
GAGAACGGGAUUUAUAGCGCUGUUGUCAUUCCUUCUUUUUUUUUUUGCUUUUAACCUGAGCUGUCAAAUGAAAAGUGGAAAAAUUUUCAUCGGUUGAACGGACAAAUAAAUCGCAAUAUAAAUCAUUGAAAACUUCUAUUUUUAUUUAACAACCUACUAGGAAACUGAUAAAAAAUUUAAGCAGAGUGAAUUUCAAAAUAAUGGGAACUUAAAUAAAUACGCGAGUGAUGAUGCAUCAUAUGUACAUAUGUAAAAGAAAUACCGAAGAUCAGGGCAGUAUAAAUAUCUUUUAGAAUUGUGCCAGACGUGUGAAACAAUAAGAAUUACUAAAACAGAAUAGAACAGAAUCAUUUUGUAAGAAACAAAAAAAUAGAGUUGGAGUAUCAACAAUUUAACAAACGACGUAGAAAAUUUAAAGUACGUGCAUAAAGGUGAAUAAAAAUGUUUUGGGACAAAAGCUACACACCGUCACAGAAUAUAGAGGCGCUAUUGGAGAAAGAGAAUGCUACUGUUGAGGAAUUUCUGGACGAUGAUGAUAUCCUACUGGAGUGUCGAUCACAAAAAAAGUCUAUUGUUAUUUAUUUCACUCGCACUGAUGUAAUCAGACGCCUUGUUGAACUCAUUACGACAGAACCUUCUGAGGAUCUACCCUUGGCCCAAAGAUAUCGCCAUGCGCAUAUGGCUUGUGAGAUUUUAACACUCGGUUUGCCGUCCUUAGAUGAAAAGCUUUUGUCUGAUGAACAUAUAUUAGAAACCCUAUAUUCAUAUCUGGAAAAUGAACCACCGUUAAAUCCUUUGCUAUCGUCAUUUUUUAGCAAAACGUUUAGUAUGCUCUUCACAAAAAAGGCUGAACAAGAUUGGUUUUUGAAUCAACAAAUGUGCCUAAAACUCUUGGAAUACAUUAAGUCGCAAAAUAAUUUUUUGGAUUUAAUUUGUAAGCAUUUUUCCACACCUGUUAUACCCGAUUUGAUAAUGCAAAUGAUGCGAGAGGUAGAAGGACAAAUGAAACGGAAUUUAUAUGAAUGGCUCACUGAAGAUAAACUCGUAGAGAGACUGAUUGAAUUAAUUGGCAAUCCUCAAGAAACCGACAAGCAUGCAAAUGUGGCGGAAUUCCUCUGUGAUUUAAUACAACAAGGUCGUUCUAUGCGUUAUACGGAGCAGGAGAAUGACACGUUUGAGCCCACAUUCGACGGUUCAAAUCCAAUCUUGAAAUGUAUCGAAAGUGAGCGCAAUGUUGAAGCCUUGUUGAAUGUGAUUUUAGAACCAAACGCGCAAGAAAGCGCAGUCGUAUCAGGAAUAUCGGUUGUACUUAUGCUUUUAAAACCAGUUGUUUUUACUGAUGAACCUAAUUCCGAUCGUAUGAAAUUUAUACAAAAUCGUGAAAAAGAGAUUCGUGAACAAAUACUCUUUACUGUGAUUAGUGUCAUUGCACCGCGUCUUAAAGAUUUCAAUGAGUUACUUAGAAACCCGCCUAAUAAACCAGAAUUAGUGACUACAGCAGCCAAGUUAUCACAGCCGUUUGGCAUGACUCGUUUGCAAAUCUGCCGUAUUUUUACAGUAUUAUUGCAGACUAAAAACGAAACAAUUUCAAAAGCUGUCUGUGAAACGGAUUUCUUUGAAACCUUAUUAAUCCUCUUCAAGCAAUAUUGUUGGAAUAAUUUUUUGCAUAGCGAAGUUGAAAAGUGUCUUCAAUUAGUAUUUUAUACAAAACUAUCAAAUAACAAUAAUUCAAUGCAAGGCAGUACAAUUGUGAAUGAUGGCUCUUUCAAUAAAACGGGAAACAAUGUGGAAAAUACAUCGUUUUUCGAUUUCAUUUUCAAGUCUGAUAAUAGCAAAGAUGAAAAUUUCGAAGUUAAUGAGGCAAACAAAAAUGUUGAAAAAGAAGAAAAAUCAUCCGUCGAAAAGGAAGACGUCGAAAUGAAAACGGAUGAACAAAUUGGCGAAGGCAAAGGCGAAAUAGCAACGGAAGAAAAAUCCGAAAGUAAUGAAACCGCUACAAAUGCUAACGCCAUGGAAACAGAUGAAGGUACUGUAGAAAAGGUGACAGAAAACGCAGAAGCGCCAACUACUUCAGAUGUUGAUGAGAAACGUAAGGAAGAUGAGAUUAACGAGCAGAACAAAACCAAAGCGCAAACCGACAGUGUUCCGUCCGCAUUGCAAAUACACGUAAUUGAAAAGUGUAAGCUGAUUUCUAAAUUAAUUGACUGUUGGAAAUACAACACAGAGAUGGAGUCAGCCGAAAAAGGUCGUCGUCUCGGUUAUAUGGGACAUUUAAUAAAAAUAUUCAAACAUAUUACGAAUAGUAUAUCAGAAUCUGAACAUAUCGGUGCCUUAAUUGAGAGUAAUUUAAGUGAUGAGUUUGAGUUAAAAUUGUGGCAAUCAAUAAUAAAUCCAACCGAUGGUGAUCUAACAAAGGCCUUAGCCACACAAAAUAAAAUGUUAGCGAAUUGUAAUGCCCAUGAGGCGGGCGACUACAGUCCACAUUUAUCAAAAGAUUUUGAUAACAGCACUUGGGAUUACAUUAUGUCAUCGAAUAUGAUCAGCAAUCUUGGCUUCAAUGAUUCCGGUUCAAACGACAUAGUUUUUGCGCUUGAACAUGACAUCUAUCGCAAUAAUCUGCUCGAAAACGAUGAUAACGCCGAAAACGACCUUAAUUUGUUUCAGUUCGGUCGCAAUAUUGACGACGACGAUGACGAGGACGAUGAAAACAACGCUGGCGGUGCUGGCAGUGGCGGUGGCGGAACCGGCUCCUCUCUCUUCGGCAAAAAUGCUGUUUCCACAUCAGCUCUACAAGCGUUCGGCGUAACCAACAAUCCAUGGGAUGAUAUGGAUCCGUUCAGCGAUCUAACUGCGAAUAGCAAUGCAACACCGUGGACAGCUGAUUUCAAUUCGGAUAAUUUUGCUGAUUUCGAUUCGCAUUUCAGUUCGUUCGCCAACGAUUUGGGCGAGAGUUUAGUGAGUGCGGCAUCUACAACGCCUGAAACUACUGCGGGUAAAGAGAACAGCAAUAACGGUGAUGGCAGUAGCGCUGCUACUGUUGGCAACCAAGCGCAACGAAACACCACCGAUAACGGUGCAAUUUUGAGUGACAUCAGCCGUACCAUCGCGCCAGUUGUCACCAGUAGCAAGGCCGAAACUGGUUAUGAUAAUAAUGCAAAUGUUGAGAAGAGUAUAACGCUGGUAACGCAAGAGAUUGGUGAAUUUGCGGAUGGCACCGACGUCGCAGAUGAUUUGGAUGUGUCGAAUGAGAAGGCUUUGGCCACUUCGUUGGUGCGUACACUACAGUCGGUGAUGCAGGAUUCUGAGGAUGACUAUGAGGAUGAUGAGGGUAUGUGGACAAAACCGCUGGGCGGCAGUGCAGUGGAUGCGCACGAUGAUGAAAGUGAUGACAGCGAUCAGAAGUCCAAUGAGCUCCGUUUCACCAACGGCCCGAGCAGCCAAGAAGUUCACGCAAAUGAUAACACACAUAAAUUAAACAAAACUGAUGAUGAUGACUCCAGCACAAUUGCAGCGGCGCACAUCAAUGAGAAUGCAGGCAGUGAAAACGUUCAAGUUGCCGCUACAAUUAGCGAUGCGAAACGCACAAGCAGUUCCAUAUCUCUAGACACCAUCGCUGAUGUGGGUUGCAAUGCCACUGCCGUGGCUAAGACAUCAUCGACUAGUAAUGCUGUUGAAAUUGCGCCAACAACAACAUAAAUGAAAUUGUGCUGGCACACAAACACAUAUAAAGAGAAAAAUGUACAUGCGUAUAUAUGUGUGUGUGGCAUAAGCAGCCACUUACAUAUAUGAACUUAUACAUAUGCAGAUAUACUAUAUAUAUUAUAAAAAAUAAUAAAAAUCGCUCAAAGACAUGCAAAUACACUGCAGCAAAUUGAUAAACUUUUGAUGCGUCCAAUGACGCUUCACGCCAAAGGUUGAGGUACCGCCCAUGUAUAAACUUAAAACUUCUAAAACUAAUUAUAUCAACGUACAUACAUACAUACAUAUAAACAUACUCAAAAACCAUGCACCCAAAUGUGCAUAUAUCUACAUUGACGCUGCACAAAGGUAUUCUUAAAAUAAUAAAAACAAAUAGUCAUAUAAGAAAAAUAUAAAACAAACACAAACCCAAACACCUGUAAACUGAAAUAUGUAGUAGUGAAAGUAAAAUCGAAGAAAAACAGCAACACUGUCAAAGUCCAUGGUAGAGCGCUUGUGCAACGACUAUGCGGAAAUGAAGCAAGUUUCACUAAGAAAAUAAUUGGAACACAGUACAUUUCGCAUCGAGUUCGUUUGAAACUAUCCACUGUGGUGAUCUAAAAAUUUUAUAAUAUUUACAAAAACAAAAAAAAGAUAUUGUAAUGGAAUUAUGAAAAAGAGCAGUAAUGAAAACGAAAAAUCAUAACGAACUUACAAACUUUUACCUAAACAUAAACGAUUAUAUGUACAUUAGUGCAAUUAUGGUUAGUAAUGGUAUUGUUUACCUAAAUAUUACUUAAUUUUUUUCUGCAUAAGAUCAGACUAACAAUAGUAUGUAUGUAUGCACAUUCAAGUAAAAGUUGAGGUUGUGUGUGCAGUAGUAAUAAAUAUUAAUAAGCAUUGUAAAACAAUAAUAAUUGGUCUAAACAUUGUGCUGGUAAAAUAGCACAAAACAUAAUCUAAAAACUAGUUGCUAAAAAAACGAGCUACGUUAGUAAUGCACAUACGGUAAAUGACACAAACAAUGUUCACUAACAGUUAUGUGUGCAAAUAAUAUUGGUUGCAUGAUGCAAUAAAUAAUGAUUAGGCGUACAAAAUUAAGUAUAGUAAAAGCAUUAAAAAGUAACAAUGAUAAAAAAUUGGCCAUAAAAAUAUAUAGACUGGUAUGUAUUUUCUUAAAAAACAAAAAACAAAGAGCUUUAAGCCAAAUUGUAAUGGGAAACUGACUUGAGUAAAAUUGCACCAAAUUUUUUUUUUUUUUAUAUUUUGAUUUUAAUUUUUCUUCACAGCUAAUAGCUAGCGCAUAUAUUAGAAGAGAAGAGAAUUUAGUAUGAUUGCGCUUUAUAACUACUGCAUACACCUUCAGUGCACUUGAAUAAUGUUGUUGUGUCGUUACUAUUAUUAGUAUAGUAGAAUUAACACCAAAUUAAAAGAAAAAAAAAAAAAAACUUACCCGCCCAAAUAAAUCAAUGUAUGUACUAUUACUGCAGCAAAAUCUAGUUACUUAAGAAAUAUAAAACAAUAAAGGACAAACAACGAACGGACUGCUCAAAACGUACAGACUACCAUACGAUAAAUGCAUGCAUAUGUAUUUAUAAUACAAUUUAUGAAAUAAACUUCAAAGAAACACAUAUGAAAAGUGCUUAAAAAAGCCUCUGAAUAUAAGAAAAUAUUAAAAAAAAUUAGCUGAGCCACUCACGCUUAGUACACUUAUACAAAACAUACAUACACACACACAUGCUGAGACCAAACACCCUCGCUCGUUAUGCCAAUUAUAUAGUUAUGUUCUUCUUACAUUUUAUUAUCUACACUACCACUAUUUUAACAAGAAUUGUAUUCUUUCAAAUGUGCUAUUUUACUAAAUCUUAUAUAUCUUAUGCUUUUAUCAUAGUACAUGCAUACAUGCUAUUCACUAUUUCUAUACUUUAAAGCAAAUGAACCAAGUGCAAAAAUUAAGUAAAGAAAAACAAAAACUAUUUUAUAGAACAAAAAACAAUGUUAAAUUAGAUUUUGAAAUAUAAAAAAAAAAACAAAAAAACAAAAAAAAAAAACAAUUAUAUACAUACAUAUAUAAAAACUAAACUUAAAAAAUCGAAAACGAAAGUAAGACAUUAAAACAAGUAUAAGCGUCACGAAAAUACUUAAAUGCCAAAUAAUGUAUUCUAAUUUGCUUGAAAACUAUGACAUACAUAUGUCUUUGCGGUAAGCUGUUUUUGCCUCAAAUCGCAAAGUAAAAUUCAGAUUGAGAUUAAAAUUGGCGAGUUCACGCAAUUCUUCUAAGCAGCCAGCUAUAAAGUGUGCAUAUAACUUAUUUGGCAAUUCACUUAAUAUUGUCUGAUUCAUUUAUACAUAUAUUAAGUGUUGUGUAGGGAAUGUCAACUGUCUGUGACAGAAAAGCAACCUUACAUAUCGCACACUGACUACAAAAAAGUGCGAUACGUCGAUUUGUAAGCCUUCAUAUCAACUUUGUGAAUCAAAAAUUUAUAACUUUAAAAAAUUAUUUAUAGUUUAUCAAAACAAUAUUUUACCAAACAUAUUCAAGCACAUACAAGUGCACAUAUGGUAUAUGUACAUAUGUGAAAUUUUUAAUCGGUGAUUUUUGUUUCCAACAGCCGCUACCGCUUGCAAGCGAGUCUAAAUAAUUUUAUUUCAUGGCUUGCAUUCUUUGCACAAUUUUUUUUUUUAUAUUUACUUAAUAUUUACCCUUAAUGAUAGCCAAACCAAAUCUUCGUGCAUUUUCCCUAUCGCCAAAUGGAAGCAUUGACUUUUCUAAACGAAUUUGUAAUCAUUUAGGUAUAUGCUUAUGAAUUACGAGAAUGUUUAUAUGAAACGAAAUGUAAUAAAGUUUGUCAAAAAGUACAAAAUCACCACAUUCAAAUGCAAUUUAAGUAAUAAUACAAAUCAGUUAAUACUAUUUUAGAAUUUAUUUAACACAAAAGAUUAAAGUAAUAUUAAAUACAAAAAUUAAUAAUAUUAAAUUUAAAAUAAUCAUAAAGGCUCACUGAAAGACCUUCCGCAGAAGACAUUUUCUUUCGUUAUUUACUUGCCCUUAAGUGCUAACGCUAGCGUAUAUUUUUCACUGGCAACUAACUUUUUUUAAUUUAAAUUUAUAUACAUACAUAUAUUUAUAAUUGUGUUUCAUGAAGGUGCGUGUAAAAUAUGUGUAGUUUUUUCCUUCUUACUCAUCAUUCUCUUCGCUAAUUCCUGCUGUAAACGCAAAGUGUUCCAAAUAAAUACAUAUGUAUUUUUCGUAAUUAUAAAUAGAUACAUACAUAUGUAUAUACAUACAUACAUACAUGCAUGAAAUGCCAUGAUGCCCUAUAUGCAAUGUGUUAUACUCUUAUACUCAUUAUAUAACUAUGUAUUAUUUGUUUGUACUCUAGACAAAAAAAAGAAAUAAAAAUAAAUUAAACUAUGUUUAUAUUGUA